GGGAAAGACGACGUGUUCCAAGUGUUGGGCAGUGUUUUGGGAGCGUUUGUAAUCCUUAUUUCCGAACACUUACCUCCAGUGAACAUUUUGUAGGGUUCACCAAAUAUUCAAGUCGUUGUUCAAGUGUUCAGAAGUGAUAUCCGAGGUUUUUAGAGAAGGAAAGGGACCAGAAUAUUCUCGAUAGUUUCACACUUCAGAUCUGAGACGAAGAAAAGAUGGCGACCUCAGUGCCACUGCCCACGUUUGUAGCGAACCCCGAGCCGAGCGGAAAGGGACAGAGUUCCAUCAUGGACGAUUUCAUGUACGGUACCAACGUGGCCUCCUCACAUGUCUACAUCAGAAUGGCCUUCCUGAGGAAGGUGUAUGGCAUCCUGUCCAUGCAGCUGGCCCUCACCACCAUCAUGGGGGCGCUCUUCAUCUACACACCGGCUAUCAAGACUUUUGUACAAGGAAGUCCCAACCUGUUGAUGCUUGCCCUGUUCCUUUCCCUGGGUAUCCUGGUGGCUCUACACAUCAAGCGUACAGAGUACCCCACCAACAUGUACCUACUGGCAGCUUUUACAUUUGUGGAAGCAUACUCUAUUGGGACUGUAGUGACGUUCUAUGACCAAGCGAUCGUGCUUCAGGCGUUUGCCCUGACCCUGUCGGUGUGUGUGGGUCUGACACUCUACACCCUGCAGAGCAAGAAGGACUACAGCUCAUGGGGGGCAGGAUUGUUCUCUGCUCUCUGGAUCCUCGUCAUUGCAGGUUUCCUACAUCUGUUCUUCCCCCGUAAUGACAUCAUGGAGAUGGGUCUGGCGGUGGGAGGGGCCAUCCUGUUCUGCCUGUUCAUCGUGUUUGACACGUCCAUGCUGAUGCACAAGCUGUCCCCCGAGGAGUACAUCCUGGCCUCCAUCAACCUGUACCUGGACAUGAUCAACCUCUUCCUGCACAUCCUCAGGAUCCUCAGCGAGGCCAACAAGAAGUAGGGGACGUCUUG
Molecule: messenger RNA, 979 nt
Organism: Branchiostoma floridae (Florida lancelet)
Lineage: Eukaryota; Metazoa; Chordata; Leptocardii; Amphioxiformes; Branchiostomatidae
Product: protein lifeguard 4-like
Exons: 7
Coding region: 216-968 (250 amino acids)
Biological process (GO): negative regulation of apoptotic process
Cellular component (GO): membrane
Source: RefSeq, a predicted model, not a curated record